CAUCACCUUCGCUUUCGCAAUCACCACCUACGCCGCCGUCUACUGAUCAGCCUGCUGUAGUCUGAUCCGUGCACCGCCACUGCCUAGUCACCGCAUCCAUACAAUUUCAUUCACUAACGCAACAAACAAACUUGAUCACUAUUUUCAUUUUUUUUGUUUCAUAAGAAUACAACAAGGAAUCUAUCAUAUCUACAAUGCUGCCUAGAGGAGGAGGACGCCGUAGCGGCGGCCGAAACGCUGGUCGGAGCGGUAACGAUGACCGUGAUCAACUGGAUAGUAGUAAGCACAUAUCAGGAAAUGCGGAAACAGGGUUGUUCACCAGUGGAGGGCGUAGUAGAAUUGUUGGAAGUAGCGGAGGCAGUGGAGGUAGUGGAGGGCCUGUCCGUGAUUCUAGCCGCCGAACUAAUCGGCACAUAGGCGGCCCUCGUGGUUCAACGUCAGGAUUACCUCCUAGGCCUACCCGGGGAGGUCUAAGAGAAGAUCAAGAUGGAGAUCUAAGCAUGGGAGGCGAGAAGAAGACUUUCUCCCCCUAUCAAAGACCCGGGCGCAGCACCAGAUCGUCAACUGGAACUAAAUCUAACGGUCACGAGGAUGCUAUUGUGGUGUUUGUUCGUACAAACGAGGGAGUAAGCUUGGCGGCAGACUCAGAUCUUUUUGAGUUCAUCUCAAGGAAGGUUCAGCCAACAAAGAUUAAUAUCAGCAAUGUAAAUGAACAUAUUUGAGCUCAAUGGACGCCAAGCACUAUCAGGAUAUGAUUUACUAUAUAUCACAACUCUUAUUUCAGGAUCAUGUUUCUCACAAGAAAACUUACGAACUGUCUUCGAUAGAAAAACACCAAUGAGAUGACAGGAUUCGUCUCCUUUACCG
Lobosporangium transversale is the source of this 867-nucleotide messenger RNA. RefSeq lists its product as hypothetical. Lineage: Eukaryota; Fungi; Mortierellomycota; Mortierellomycetes; Mortierellales; Mortierellaceae. The transcript is spliced from 3 exons. The coding region runs from base 195 to 722 and encodes 175 amino acids. The record is from RefSeq and is a predicted model, not a curated record.